Molecule: messenger RNA, 3717 nt
Organism: Monomorium pharaonis (pharaoh ant)
Lineage: Eukaryota; Metazoa; Arthropoda; Insecta; Hymenoptera; Formicidae
Product: protein Lilipod
Exons: 9
Coding region: 512-2122 (536 amino acids)
Biological process (GO): signal transduction
Molecular function (GO): transmembrane signaling receptor activity
Source: RefSeq, a predicted model, not a curated record
AAAAUUCGACCAAUCAAAGCAAAUUUCACUAAGAGCUGAGUUGGACAAUUUUUCAUUUCCCUGGGACUCGCUAGCGACAUCUGUUGUUCCUAACAAAAAAAAACAAAGUUGUACGACCGUGGCGCUCCAAGAGGAGGAGGAGGGAAGCGUAAUCGGUUUUCCCUCGAAGGUUAUCUCCAAGAUCCGUGCUCGUCGAAACGAAACCGCUUGACAAUCAGUCCGUUAGCAGCCGUGGUAAUUGUUGGUUGGUCGGUCGGUCGGUCGAUCAGUCGCUCGUUUCAUACGUGUCAUCGUGGGAAUUUAUUAGCUCAUCACACACGUACGUACGCGCGCGAGCGCGCGCGUACGCCUAUCGCAGCAGACGCGAGUCAGCAGAGCUUCCUCCUCCGUUUAUACCCCGAGUCGCCGCACGCGAGUGCCGCCCAUCACCAGGGUAUGUCGUCGCGGAGCCGUGCAAUACGGUGAGGAUGUUGCCGCCGCUGGCCGACCGAGAUCAUUCGCCGACAACCAGAUGAAGAUGGAAGAUGACGCUGACCUCAGGGAACAGUUGUUUCACAACACCGUGCGCGAGAACAUAAUAUACCUGCUGCUUUUCUUGCUACUAUACAUCUCGAGCUACGCGCUGAUCGCGCGUUUUAGACGCCGGGAUCGCGAGGACUACCUGUCGGUGGACGAGGAUGAGGCCACCGUAUACAGGAUCAGCCUCUGGCUGUGCACGGGCGCCCUGGCGAUUUCUGUCGGCGCGACCCUCUUACUUCCAGUGUCUAUCGCCAGUAACGAGGUUCUCAUCCUGUACCCGAACAGCUACUACGUCAAGUGGCUCAACAGCUCCCUUAUUCAAGGUCUAUGGAACCAUGUGUUCCUAUUCUCAAACUUAUCGCUGUUCGUGUUUUUGCCUUUCGCCUAUCUCUUCACGGAGUCGGAGGGUUUCGAGGGCCAUAAAAAGGGCGUGAUGGCAAGGGUGUACGAGACGGUGACGGUUCUCUGUCUCUUGGGUACUCUCGUACUGGGAAUGACCUAUGUCCUGUCGGCCCUAUUGGAUUAUCAAAACUCAAGUUUGCAUACGUUGCUCAAUUUAUGGAGUUAUUAUUUGCCUUUUUUAUACUCCUGCGUCUCAUUCGUCGGGGUAGUAAUGUUAUUACUAUGCACACCAGUGGGAUUCGUACGACUGUUCGACGUGGUGGGGUCGUUUCUUGUUAAACCCCAAUUUCUGAAGAAUUUGGACGAGGAGUUCUUCGCGUACAGAUUAGAGGAAGAUUGUAUUCGUAGGAGAUUGCAGCAUGUAAAAGCUACAGGGAAAUCAUACGUAUCGCCGGUGCCGAUGUCACCGGCGGCGAGCUGCGGCUGGCCGACGCAUGAAGACGACGAGCCGUUACUAUGUAUAAGUCCGAGUCUUCUGUGCCUAAGGAAUGGCGCUCUGCAGAAGGGCCUUUCUCAACGAUUGGACGAUGUUCAAAAGCGGCGACAGUUGCUGGAUCAACAGCGGAGGACCUGGUGGGUCCGGCGCACGCUACUUUACCCAGUGGCAAUGUUGGCGCUGCUCAUUCUGUCCACUGCCACAGCUCUAUUAGCGGUGCAAAAUACUAUAGAAUUGCUGAUAGGCAUCAAGGCGUUACCCUUGAGUACGAGGCAAUUCACGCUCGGUAUCAGUUCCCUGUCUAAGCUCGGGCCUGUUGGUGCAGCCAUCGAGGUGGCGGUGAUCCUUUAUCUAGCCGUGACUAGCGCAAUCGGCUUAUAUGCCUUACCAGGUGUGAGAAUCGUCCAACCGAGAUUUCGCUCCACACCGCUCACCCAUCUCAUCGCGAAUUGCGCCCUUUUGCUCGUGCUAAGUUCAGCGUUACCAUUAUUAUCACGAAUAUUAGGAAUGACAAACUUUGAUCUGCUGGGUGACUUCGGACGCAUCGAGUGGCUUGGUAACUUUAAGCUCGUGCUCCUCUAUAAUCUGAUUUUCGCGACAGCGGCGAUCAGCUGCUUGACCACAAAGUUCACGGCGACCGUGCGUAAAGAAAUCUAUGCACGUCUGAGGAGCAGCCUACUCGGCAUCUUCAGGACUCCCAGCGUCACCGCCGACGCGAAGAGAUAUUCAUCGUCGUCAGGAAUGUUUUCUAUGAAGGAAGAUUAGACUGAUUUGUUAUAUUAUUAUAUAAUUAAUAUAAACAGAGAGAGAAAAGAGACGUCGGGACCUUGCGAAAGUUUGCCUGGUUUUUAUGAUUCUUGUAUAUCAAAAUUACAAGGAGCUUUUCAAGUUUCUCGAAGACGUGAGAAAUUUAUAUCGCACGACGCAUAGUAGGAAAGCGGUUGCAGAGUUCGAAUUUACGGAUCUUUGGAGGUGCCAAUCCUUCGAUACUCUUCAACUCUUCGACUUAGUCUGGAUUAUUAAACUCUCAUGUGCUCGAGUAGUCACGUUGAAGUUCUCUAUAUUUUCGUAUUACAAAACUUUUUAAUUCUUCUUUGAAAACUUUUAAUUUUUUUAUAAUUUAUGAAAAUCUAAAUUAAAUAUAUGACAAUAUAUUUAAACAAAGGUGUCUUGCUUCGUGCCUGAGAAAUUGACUUUUCUAAGGAUCUAAAUAUCGAUUACGUUGAAAUCACGACGACCUAAACGUAAUCUCGAGAUACCCUUUUCUAGUUUAAGAUUCAGGCACUUUUAGUCGCGCGCAUUUUAAUUUUCGAAAAUCGAAAAUUGUCGCACUGAAGCCAACGAAACUUUCGUGAGAGCCUAAAAGUUUAUCGCUUAGAUGUGAGCGAACGCUAGUGAUUAUUUGUAAUUAAGGCGCGAGGCCAGUUAAGGACAUAGUCCGGUAAGGACAAUACAAGGCGGUCGCAUCCAUAAUACGUAGCGUUAAAUAUUUAUUUAUUAACCAUCAACAUAUUUUUAAGAAUACAUACAGCAAUUGAGUGAAUAUAUGUAUGUACUAUCGUUAUCGAGUGUUAAUUUAUAGCAGUUGUAAACAAUCAAUUCAAGGAGGAUAUGAUUCGUUUUGCAUAAAACGGCCCAUAGAUGCUCAAUGUUAUUGUUUAAAAAGCUAUAUUGACAAUUAUUGUGUACAAUAUAUUAUGUCGAUCAAAUUUGAUAUUGCGCAAUAUUAUUAAUCAUCUGGACAUGAUAUUGAGCGCUUGUACAAUAUGUUGUUUAAUUUGUUGCCAUUAAAUCUUAAUUUGCUCAAUGAUCAAACAUUGAUACUCAUUUCCAGAGUAAACUUACAUAUAACUAUCAUUCCAUAAAUUAAUAUUAUGACGAUCUAUUAAAAUUAGUUAAAAAUGAGUGUCAAUCAUUAUAAAUUGGCAAUUGGAAAUAUAUUGUACAAGAAUACUCAUACACAUACGCACACAGUCCAAUAUUUGUUUAUAAAACUGCACAAUAUGUUUCAAAGAAUCUUUAGACCUGUUCUUUUUCGCUGCACUGCUGCACUGGUGUAAUAAGUUAAAAUGAAAAAAAUAUAUAUUUGUCUUACUCUAACCUGUUGCACCAGUACAGCAGUACAGCAAAAAAGAACAAACCAUUUGACUGACACAAUAUAUUGCACAAAUCCCCAGUAUAAGAUGAUCAAUAAUUAUGCAAUAUCAAAUAUUGUACAAUAAAAUUGAUUAUCUAAAAACUUUAUGUUGAAUUUUAAAAAAUUAUACGAUACUAUUGUACAAUAUUAUUCGUUAGAACAUUGUACAAUAUUCUUUAGAAUUCGACAUUUUUUAGAAUAAUAAUGAGUGUCUAAGGACCAC